AUGAAAAUAUCUACCUAUCUUGUGCUGUUGGCUGGGGUUUACGGGGUAGAUGCGAAAGCUAGUUUCCUACAGUCUCCGUCUAUCGUUGGCACCAACAUCAAUACCGCCGAAUCGAUCCAUACCACCACCGUGAAGUAUGAUGAGGAGGACAGUAUCUUGUUGCCCCAAAGCAACCACAAUGGAUGGGUCAAUCCUGAAGAUUUGGCUCCUAUGCCACAGUGCAUCGCUCAGCAAGACCAGUCCACCUGGCUCCGUGCGAUGACAAAAUGCACCACCAAGCGAUGCACCUCCCACUUUGGAUUUAUCUGCACCCAUCACCAAUGGCUGACUCAACUCGGCUGUCUCCGCAUCGCAUUCCCCCCCGACGUUAUCAAAAGUUAUCUCCCAUACUGUGGUCGAUCAGUUCUCGCCAAAGCGCAGUUGUAUCUAUGGAUUCAUAAUAUCAGCGGUCGAACAUGGCUUGCUGAUGUUGGCGACGCGAAUGGACUGCAGAAUCUCACCCCAGACUCCCUAGCUAAAGGAUACGCAGCCGUUGGCGUGCUUCACAAUGCACCGACAUGUCUGACGCACUCGGUUUCUGCUUUGUCGAUGGAACCAUUUCAACAUGUAAUGGCCUCCUGUGGUUUCACAAGUACCACCCAACACACCGGAAACGCUGCUCGUCCUUGGGAAUAUAGUGAAAGGCUACGGUCUAUGGUCGCUCUGGAUUUUGAAACUGUUGGUUAUGAUCUGGUCCAGCGUCGCAUCUACGAUCUAGUCCUGCAUCGCAUCACCGAUGGCGACUAUUUUGAUAAAGAUUGCUUCUGCAACGCCUUCAAUAUAGAUCACAAAAAGGAACCUUGUUCAGGGUCGGAACAACUGGACUUCACGAAGGAGCGUCUUUGGAUUAAUGCCACCUGUGGGUCGACAUCCUUACCCGAGAACUGGACGGAUACACUCAAAACCACACAAUUCGCGUAUAUUCCCGUCGAAGAUUGGCACUGGCCCAAAUGCGUUGCGGAUAUUCCGGAGCAGGUGAUCGAGCUUACUGAUCAGUGUGCAACUGAUGUUUGUGAGGUCGGUGGCUACUGCAAAAUCAAGCGCGCAGUUGACAGGGCUUGCUUUUGUCGCAACAUCAGCUACGAUUCCUGCGGAGGGUCGUGCCAGAUAUUUGAGACCCGAAUUGACUAUGUCAAAUGGCUCCAUGAUCUUUGUGGCAAUGUGCAGGACUGGCACGGUCUGCCAGAUAAUUGGCGUCAAUUAGCCGUCCCUACCACCCUCGACAUGAUCCCAUGGCGUUGGACAUUGAAGCCAUCCAACGAUUCAGAUAUUACCCAUACCCCCAGUUUAGGAGACACCGGAGAAACAGAAAUAUGUGCCUCGAAUGAGUCGAAACUCACAAGCUUUGCUCUUGUCAAUAUAGCUACUUUCCUUGCAGUAUCUCUCAGCCAGAGAACAGACAUAGUACAUCGAAUCGCACGACUCUUUCCAUGCAACUCGCAGCCGUGGCCUUGGCUUGUCAAAGGAACAUUAAUCGCCGCUCUGCAACUCCUUGCAAACUUAUUCAGUCUCCUUUUUAUUCAACAAACCCCUGGGUAUGAGAAGGUUCCAAUCAUUCAAUUAAUGCUUCUCUGGAGCUCAAUGCCUCGGCCUACUUGGCUGACAAUCUUGUUGAUUGGUGUACCAACCUUUGGAGAGUUGAGGCUCUUCGUGACCGCGUCUUCGCUACUUGCUGAAGUAAUCCUCCAGUUUCUAUCCGCAUAUUACAUGCUUAUAACUGUUCAUUACGGUCGAAAACACUAUUUCUACUUUGGAGGCAUGGAUGGAGCGGAGAAAGGGGGAUCUGCAAAAGUUAUGUAUGCCGGAGCACUGGUGUGGCUUAUUAUCGUUAGCGUGGUGAUCACUCAGUUAAUACGGGCUAUGGGUAGGAUGACCAGGUUGACUGGAUCUGGUUUCGAUACACUAGAGUGGCAGGGAGGCAAGCAAGCAACAUGGAAGGUUGAGGAGCUGAUGGCCUACUUGGAUGAACGUUGCACAAGGUUAAUGGAGAUUCAGAGCUCAGAAGAAACACUGUUGAUAAGGAGCGAGGGUAGGAGCCCAGAAGAAACACCGUUGAUAGAGAGCAAGGGGGGAGAUCACACGGGUUAUGGCACUUGCUCUGUUGAAGACAAACAUGGCCGGGUUUCCCGGAAAGCCUUCAUGGGAUUGUAUGCGGCUACGGUCAUCAUCAUGCUCCUUCUUUGGAUUGCGCAGUGGCUCUUUUGGGGUGGAUUUAUUGGUCUUAGUUCGGAAGAGUACGUAUCCAUUCCCGUUACCUACAUACUUGGUACAUAA
Molecule: messenger RNA, 2313 nt
Organism: Penicillium robsamsonii
Lineage: Eukaryota; Fungi; Ascomycota; Eurotiomycetes; Eurotiales; Aspergillaceae
Exons: 1
Coding region: 1-2313 (770 amino acids)
Source: RefSeq, a predicted model, not a curated record